CCAACUAGUUUUCGAUUUCUCGUCCGGUUGAAAGCAGUCCAGAGUCGGCAAGCCACCAUGAAUAAUGUUCUGAUUUUCGUGUUUCUCCUAAGAGCAACAUCGGUAAUAGUGAAAUGCCAACAGAGCGAAGUUCAAGUGCCCAAGUGCAACGGCAUUUUCGGGUGUAUUGCGAACGUGCAAUGUGCAGCUGGUGAGUAUUGGACUCCGGGCGCUGCACUAGGCGGGUGUUGCCCCGGCUGCGUUAGUGGGCUCGGACUUGGGCAGAGCGGAUGUGGCGUCGAUGGGAAUGUCUGUGCACCGGGAUUAUUCUGUGCCAAAGGAGGCAUCUGUAUGCUGGACACGACUAGCUGCCUGUCCACGAGGCAUGUGUCCGAAAAAGUCCAGUGGAAGCCGGAAUGUGAUUCAGAGGGGAAUUUUCAGGCGAAACAGUGCAAAGGGGAUCGACUGCUGGGGCGGUGUUUCUGUUACUCGGCAAUCGGUCAGCGGAUUUUCGGUUGGCAAUGGCACGGUAAGGCGGACAAUAUGACCUGUGCUUGCAGUCGGCGCAGAUCGGAUUUAGAGGCGGCAGGAAGACAAGAUGUUACCCUCCAUUGUGCCGCCGAUGGGAGCUUUGAGCCACUGCAAUGUGACGGAGGAGUCUGCUGGUGUGCAGAUCCGAAGACGGGGAACCCGUGGCCAAGGGUUCCGGCAGUAUUGCCGUCCAUGUGGAAGAAAUUGCCUUGUUACAAUCGUACACUACAUGGCAACCGGUACCUUCGGCAGUGUGAAAGUAAAGCUUUCGCCCAGCGGCGUUUGGAGAUGAAAUUCAUUGCCCAUGGACAGGUGAACGUUAGCCAUACCGGAGCGGUGUGCGAUUACGAUGGCACAUAUGGAAAGAAUGAAUUUGCACGAGGCAUCGCAUACUGCACCUGGCGGGAUGGUACCCGAAUCGGAGAAUACCAGACGAGCAGUCUUAAGGCGCACGUGAUGACCUGCAAUUGUGCUCGAGACGAGCAGAUUUUCCAAGCAGCCGGAAUGCAGUUGGAGCUACUGUGCGAAGGAAACGGAAACUAUGCCACUUUGCAGGAUCGAAAUGGGGAACUUUUCUGCGUGGACAGAGAUGGAUAUGUGGUAGCCGAACGCGUUCAGCCCGAUGUUGACUGCACGGAGUACAUGUAUGGGUAACCUAAUCAUCUGGAUAAGCGUAGACGUAAUCGAUUUUAAGUGAAUAAAUAUUUUCGUAAACGAAUUCGUUCCCGAAUAAUUAUAAAAUUAAUAAACAUGAUUCGCGUUUUCAAUUAGAAAAUUUUAAUGUUUUUAACGAUCUUUUUGUGC
Armigeres subalbatus is the source of this 1314-nucleotide messenger RNA. RefSeq lists its product as uncharacterized. Bases 58 to 1164 code for a protein of 368 amino acids. The transcript has 5 exons. Lineage: Eukaryota; Metazoa; Arthropoda; Insecta; Diptera; Culicidae. The record is from RefSeq and is a predicted model, not a curated record. Gene Ontology annotation, cellular component: basement membrane. Gene Ontology annotation, biological process: cell-matrix adhesion.